AUGCAUUGUACGGAAGAUUUUCGCAAAGUAAUCGGAAACAUUCUGUCUAACAACGUUAUAAAUGAUAGCGGGACCACGUCGGAUCAUUAUUCUGAGUUACAGUCAUGGAUCGCAAACUUCUUACCUGUCUACUUCUUUUGGCUCUUUUGCAAGUCGCCGCUGCUCGCAAGUGCGGUACCUACGAUAUCGCUUUUGCCCGUACUGACGGCGAAGAACUACUUCCUUUGGAGGAAGACGAAUUGUGCGAUGGCUUUUCUGAAAUGGUUCUGCGUGACGAACUGGUCGCAUCGGUCGCCGCUGGGUGGAAGGAAUGGAAGGGUUAAACACGUUAUAGUUCUCGAACGAGUUUGCCAACAACGUACAAAGGAAACAAAAUAAAAGUUCAUGAAAAAAA
This is a messenger RNA of Ciona intestinalis (vase tunicate), 394 nucleotides long. Lineage: Eukaryota; Metazoa; Chordata; Ascidiacea; Phlebobranchia; Cionidae. The record is from RefSeq and is a predicted model, not a curated record.